UCGUCCUGUAAGGUUAUUGACUCAUCCNAGAUAUUUUGGUGUUUCUUUNAACCCUGUGAGUUUUUUCUAUGUUUUNGANGAAUCGGGNAAAUAUUUAGAAGCAGUCGUUGCUCUUAUCAGNAAUAUUCCGUGGUUAGAGUCACAUAUNGAAGUACUUGUUCCNAAAGAGACUCAGUANGAUGCUUCGUUGUCUUCGUCAUUGAUAGUUAUGAAGAGUCACCCGAAAGCAUUUCAUGUAUCUCCGUUUCUUCCAAUGGAAAAUAUAGAAUACAACUGGUGUUUUUCCAAUCCAAUNGAAAACUUGAGAGUGACGACGCUUCUGAAACAUCAACAGCACAACAUUCUGUUUGCAAGUCUAGAUUUAGAGAGACAUGCUUGGUCACUGUUAUCGUUGCUGAUAUUUUUGUUUCGUUAUCCAUUCAUGACAUGGAAAGUUAUUUUUGCUAUUCACUGGGAAGCUUAUCAAUUAUGGAAAAGAAAAUUUCCAUUUUAUUCACAUCCAAACAANAGUCAAAAUGUGUGGUCUCGAAUGAUAGAUUUUUUCAGCUCAUGGUUUUCUUGAAUAUGACAUAGCUAUCCAUAUUAAAAAUUAUCUUUGGUUCCAGGUCUCACAAGGACGAUUUGGUAAUCAGCUAACGUUCGAGAAGCAAAACCAGCUUCGCAAUAACAAAAAUAAUAAAGCCAUUUUCGAAUGAAUAUCCAGUCAAAUCC
Molecule: messenger RNA, 711 nt
Organism: Galdieria sulphuraria
Lineage: Eukaryota; Rhodophyta; Bangiophyceae; Galdieriales; Galdieriaceae
Exons: 3
Source: RefSeq, a predicted model, not a curated record